Hibiscus syriacus is the source of this 1708-nucleotide messenger RNA. Its product is annotated as protein CANDIDATE G-PROTEIN COUPLED RECEPTOR 7-like. Gene Ontology annotation, biological process: transport. NCBI's taxonomy places the organism in Eukaryota, Viridiplantae, Streptophyta, Magnoliopsida, Malvales, Malvaceae. Gene Ontology annotation, cellular component: Golgi apparatus; membrane. The transcript has a single exon. The record is from RefSeq and is a predicted model, not a curated record. The coding region runs from base 108 to 1421 and encodes 437 amino acids.
CCAAUAUAAGACGCAACCGGCCGAUGCGAACAAAGCAAGCAAAAUAAAUCAAACCGGAGAGAUUAUCUUCGCCGAUAGUGUUUAUUUUCUUCCUUUCAGUUUCCCCUAUGGCGAGGAUCUGCAGCUCCGUUUUGCUUUUCCUUUUGAUUUCUCUUUUUGUUUCGCACGUUUCUUCCGAGAUCCGUAUCACGGAGAUCCGAUCCGAUGCCCACCCCAUAAUCCCCUUGGACCAGUUUGGGUUCACCCACACUGGUCGUCUCGAGCUCAACGUCUCUCGGAUUGAUCUCUCGAACAAGAAUCCGGACAUCGACUUGGCCAAAGUCGGGUUCUUCCUCUCCACGCUGGACGCCUGGAUGCACGUGCUUCAACAACUGGCGGACAGCGAAGUCACUUGCGCUCUCGAGUCCGAUCUUGUCAAGCGCGUCUCCGAUUUCAAGGCCGCCAAAGGGAAAUCCAGCUUCGACGUCUCUGUCCCUGUGAGCGACGCUGAACAGUACACGCUGGUCUUCGCAAACUGUCUCAGUGAUGCCAAAGUAUCGAUGACCGUCCGAUCGGCGAUGUACAAUCUCGAGGGGAGGGAUGGCCACAGGGAUUAUCUCUCCGCCGGCAAGACAAUUCUCCCUAGGGUUUACUUCCUUUUGUCCCUUGUUUAUUUCUCUCUCGCAGGGAUUUGGAUCUAUGUGCUUUACAAAAAACGACUCACUGUUUUUAGAAUCCAUUUCUUUAUGCUGGCAGUCGUUGUUUUAAAAGCUUUUAAUCUGAUAUUCGAAGCAGAGGAUAAAUCUUAUAUCAAACGAACCGGAAGUGCUCAUGGUUGGGAUGUUUUGUUUUAUAUUUUCAGUUUCUUGAAAGGGAUCAUGCUUUUUACUCUGAUCGUAUUGAUCGGUACUGGUUGGUCGUUUGUGAAACCCUUCUUGCAAGACAAGGAAAAGAAGGUUUUGAUGAUUGUGAUUCCACUUCAGGUUGUUGCUAACAUUGCCCAAGUUGUCGUCGAUGAGACCUCGCCUUUCGGUGAAAAUAGGGUCACAUGGAAGCAAGUGUUGUUGCUUGUUGAUGUCAUUUGUUGUUGUGCCGUGUUGUUCCCCAUUGUUUGGUCGAUUAAGAACUUGCGCGAGGCAGCUCGGACGGAUGGGAAAGCUGCGGUGAAUUUGAUGAAGUUGACCCUGUUCAGGCAGUAUUACGUUGUGGUCAUCUGCUAUAUUUACUUUACUCGUGUUGUAGUUUAUGCUUUGGAGACUAUUACUUCGUAUAAGUAUUUUUGGACUAGUGUGUUGGCCGGGGAGUUGGCUACACUCGCCUUUUACGUGUUUACUGGGUAUAAAUUCAAGCCAGAGGCGCAUAACCCAUAUUUCGCAAUCGAUGAUGAAGAGGAAGAGGCUGCUGCAGAGCAGUUGAAGCUUGAAGAUGAGUUUGAAUUGUAAUACCGAUCAUCAAGAUAAGAGAAACCUAUGGACACUGAUUGAAGAAAGUGAAUGUCAAAUCAAACUGGGACAUUGAGGUAAAACCCAUAUUCUUGAAAAUGGCAUCACUGUUAAGAAAACACCAUGAUAAUUCGUACUAUUUUCCCUUUUGGUUUACUUUGUAGGAUAAUAUUAAACUUCGAUGCACUUUGUGAACUUUAUAGUCUGUAACAAAAAUAAACAAGCCAUGCUAUACUUUUUGUUCAAACUGCUUGUUUAUUGAAUAACUCAUGGGAAUAUGUUGUAGC